Molecule: messenger RNA, 2225 nt
Organism: Cotesia glomerata
Lineage: Eukaryota; Metazoa; Arthropoda; Insecta; Hymenoptera; Braconidae
Gene: dap
Product: cyclin-dependent kinase inhibitor 1
Exons: 2
Coding region: 100-798 (232 amino acids)
Biological process (GO): regulation of cell cycle
Cellular component (GO): nucleus
Molecular function (GO): cyclin-dependent protein serine/threonine kinase inhibitor activity
Source: RefSeq, a predicted model, not a curated record
ACAUAUUUAUAAUAAUAAUAAUAAAUUAUUAUUAUUUAUAAAUUGAUAGACAAAUAAAAUCCGAGCUGAGAUAAUUAAAAAAAAUAAAGAAGCUAAAUAAUGAGCGCGAGAGUAAUGAAUCCUGCGAUGAUGACUGAAAGUCGUAAAUUAGGAGGCGCCAUUGGAGGAGGAGGUGGUGGUGGACGUGUUGUCCCAACUCGUGCUGAAUUAGCUAAAGUCAGACGAGAUUUAUUUGGUCCAGUUGACCACGAAGCCGCGAGAGCUUUUGUUGAACGCGAGUUGAAAGCACAAUCUGUGCUGGACGCUGAACGCUGGGGCUUUGACUUUAGCUUGGGUUUGCCCAGGAACAGCGCUCGUUAUGACUGGGAAGUCGUCAGCAAUGAAGAAGUCGUCCCCGAGCCAUACGCGCUCCGAGGCAUGCCGUACUUACGCAAAAAUGCUCCAAGUACGCCGAGAAAAACCAACGAACGUAGUGUCUCGUCGGCGAACCGGCGUUCGACGUCACUGUCCCCAAUGAACAUGGAUUCUGGACGUCCUAAAGCUGAGAGGACGCCCCCGCAAGAGCCCAGAGUUCCGGAAAUCGGGGAACCGGAGGAUGAGUUCAGAGGCGACUGUGCGAAGAAAUCUUGCGUUAUUCCGGAACCUACAACGCCAGUUCUGCCUCCAUCUGCGAGGAAGCAAUCCAGUAUCACCGAUUUUAUGAAAACCCGCAAACGUACGUCAAACAGUAGCACGAAGAAAAGUAGUAUCGAGCCGCCAGAGAAAUUGCCUCGUAACGCGGGUCAGAUACGCAGCUAAACUUUUUAUUAUCUUCAUUGGAUCGUGUCUUCCUCUUAUUUAUCAUCUAACUGCGACGACGUCUGUUAAAAUUGUGGCCUCUAAAAAAAAAAAAACAAAAUAUUAAUAAUUAACUUAACUGAAUUACUUUUCUACAAUAGAUUAUUUUUGUUCCUAGUUUAAUUAAAAAAUCAAUAUAUAUAUAAAUAUAUAAAUAUAAACAUAAAUAAAUAUAUUAUAUUAUAUUAAAUUUCAAUAAUUAAAAAGCUAAUGAACGCGUUUAUGUCCCGGCGUCCAGUGAUAUAUCAAAGCGUUCUAAAAUACAAUAAUUUGUUAUUGAUAAUGAUAAUUAUUAUUAAUAUUAAUUAAUCAAUUGUCUCAACGUGAAAGUUGAGCGAGUGCCACUAAUUGAGGAUCAAUAAUUAAUUAUUUAUAAUAAGAUCCUUUGGCUGUGCCAUUCACGUUUUAGAUUUAUUUGACUGAGACGCAUUAAACCACCAAAUGAUAUACAAGAGGAUAAUUAAUAGGUACCGAGUGAAGGAUCAAAUGAUUAUUUAUAAAUAUAUUAAUAAACUUUUGUUUGUUUAUUAUUUUUUUUAUGUUCAAUAUUCAUUGUUUUAAAUUCCUCGGCGUUGGUUGUUUAUGGGUGAUUAUUUUUUUUUGUUAAAUAUAAUUUAAUUUAAAAAAAAAAUAAUUGCGACGCGUGGAACUAAAGCGUGAAGAGAUUAUUAUAAAAACAUUAUAUAAUUAAUUAAUUAAUUAAUUGAUAGAGUACUAAUUUAAGAGUAAUAAUUAUUGUAAGAAAAAAAUAUGGAAAAAUUUACUAUCUAAAUUUAUUUGUAAUAUAUAUAUAUAUAUAUACUUAUAACUAUACUGUAUGUCUUUUUCUUUUGUUGUUUAUUGUAUUUUUAUUUUUAUUUUUUUUUACUAUCACUAUUAUAAUUAUCAUUAUUUUUAUUUUCUAUGGACUCGAAGAGAAGAUAGAAAAUAAAAGAGCGAGAUGCUUUGCGUGACACAUCUGAAACAGCGUCAGUAUGUAGUUUUUAGAUAAGUAUUUUGUUAAGAUUAAGCUAAAGAGUACCCGUAUUUCCUAAAGUCUUUUUUUCUGACCGUUGACUUGUUGCUUGGCUAGAAAAAAUCCGUUACUUUUUCCCUUUCUUUUAUUUUCUAUUACGAUUUUCUAAACUAUGUUCUAUUCCGACGAUUAAGAUGCGGGUUUAUUGAGAAAUAUUUAGAAACUAAGGUAUAAAGAAAGUCAACGGUAAUGUCAAGUAACUAUUUAAAAAAAGACAUUUAAAAUAACCUUUACUACGUUACCCAAAAAUAAAAGCAUUGAUCUCCUGUACAAAAUAACUUUUAAAAGUACAGCCGAUGCCAAAUCUUAAUCUCGCGAAUUUGCUUAUUUUUUUUUUAUAUCUUUAUUUGUACCUUAUAAAAAAAAAAUUAAA